AUGGACAAAACCAACGUACUCACAAUAACAAACGUUGAAUAUGUUGGCUAUCGUAAAUUAAGUUUCACGUGCAGUACUGAAGAAUUGCAAACCUUCAUCACUUCAGCUGCUCCAUUAAUUCCGUUUUCCUCAUUACCAUUAAGAACCGAAAAAGAUUUAAGGGAUGCUGUUAUCAAUAAUUAUAUAUCCCUAAUUGAUAGUGGCAUCCCUUGUUUAUGGAGAUAUUCCGAGGGAACAAACCUCGAACACAUCUACAACCACGGUGAGAUAACUCGUGAGCUAUGGGUUUUCUGGUUGGGUUCUGAUGUUCCUGCUGUUUUGGCAGAUUUAUACAAAAAAGAAGAUUUUGUUCAUCAUUGUGAUGGUACAAUUUCAUUUGAUAAUUACGAUCGGGAAUUGGAGGCAUAUGGAUUAUUUGUAUCGGCGAUGAAGAAUAUAACAAACCGGUCUUUAAUUAAGAUGGGUGCUCUCCCAGUAGGCGAAUGGUGCACAUUUCCUACAAAAACACAAGAUUUAUAUGACAGGCAUGAUAAAAAUCUCUUCAAAUAUACUAGUAUGCGCCCAAUUAGAAGAUCAGAUCUUGAAUUAGACGAGAUUUCUAUAUUAUUAGCACCAUCAGGAAUCACAGCAUCACUAUUACCAAUAAAAAAAUAUAAAGAGGAAGAUGCUAAUGCCAUCACAGAUGAUUUUGAAAGACUUUUUUCAAUAAAAUUAUCAACAUUAGAUUGUACCGAUUUACCACAAAUAAUGGAUGUAAAGAUAACUCAUGACAACAUAAUCAAAGAAUUUCCAUACCCAACGCAAUGUAUUUACGUAAUAUCUGAGUUAAAUAUGGGUUAUCAACGUGGCAUCUCCGAUGUUGGUACGGCUCCACAAUUCUGGAAUAAUAAAAAAACUGAAUUAUAUAAUACUGAUUGGUGGAAUUACAAAGAUCCUACACGUGAAGCUCAAAAGACAUUAUUACAGAGAAAUCAUAUUGAUCACAAUGGUCAAUCGCCAUCAGGUGUAGAAACUUCAAUGACUCCGAAUACUCCCGGUCUUGCUAAUAAUGCUACUUCAAAUGUCAACUCACCCGGUCACAACAAUUUAUCAUCACCAUCAUCGUCACGAACUAAAAAACGUUCAUCAGGAGAAACAAAAGCAUCAUAUCCAUCACCGCCUGAUUUGCAAGCAUCUUCAUCAUCAUCAAAUGAUUUAUUACCGUUAAAUGAUGAAUAUGGAAUGAUGGAUGAAGUUUUUGGUUACGAUGUUGAUAUAAUUGAACAAGAGAUUACUGAAGAUGACUUUGAAAUGUUCGAUACUAUGAAUGAGGUUAGUUAG
Molecule: messenger RNA, 1320 nt
Organism: Entrophospora sp. SA101
Lineage: Eukaryota; Fungi; Glomeromycota; Glomeromycetes; Entrophosporales; Entrophosporaceae
Source: the annotation of a GenBank genome assembly